AAAAAAACUUGAGAAUCCAAAAUCUUGAACGUGCAAUGAGAAAUUGGUUUUCUAAAUUCUAUCCUUUUAGAAAGAAGGCUGUGGUAUUGAGAAAUCCGGCGGGGCAGAAGAUUAAUGAAAAAUACAUGAUUUUCCAUGACCAAGAGCUCGGGCAUGGAUCCGUUGGGGUUGUACGUGUGUGCAUAGAUUUGUCUUCCUGUGAGAGAUUGGCUUGCAAGACUAUAUCUAAAAAGAAGUUGGAGGAUGACGAUCUUUUUGAAUAUAGGAGAGAGAUUGCGAUCUUGAGGCAUUUAAAGAAUCAUCCAAACAUUGUCUCUAUAAAAGAUGUUUGUGAAGAUGACAAUGAACUUCACAUUGUAACAGAGCUGUUGAAGGGAAAGACGUUGGAAGACUAUAUUCUGAGUAAGGGACCGCUAAGUGAGAAAGAGGCUUCAACCAUUUUUAGGACUGUUGUGGAAAUCAUUCAGGUAGCAAGAUGAAUGCCAACGCCCUGUUCGCAAAGAGGAAGGGCAAGACCCAGGCAAAGGAGAAGGGGCCCUCGGGCCCGAAGCCAGCCGACGCGUUUUUUCCGAAGGUCGUAGAGCCUUCCGCCGGGGACGUCCAUGCUGCUGUGGGGACCGGGGAGUCGAAGGCCGAGGCGGCCGUGAAGAAGAAGAGGAGUGAUAAGGGAGUGGAGCCCCCUACCAAGAAGCAGAAAGCCGCCGGGGGCGCUGUCGAGGGGGCGGCCCCCCUCAUAGUUAUUGAUGACAUGCCCGCCGCUGAUGGGCCUCUGGCCUCGGUCACCCCGAAGGCUCUGGUGAAUCCAUCCCCGGAGGAAUUACCCCGGGAGAUCCGUCAGCUCUCCUUUGCCCCCGGUGCUUCACUGAUGCACGGCACUGCCGAGCCGAGGGCCUUCCUGCGGGGCAUCACCUCGAAGAUGGACAGAGAAGUCUUCGAGACAUAUGACGAUGAUGCCCUCGAGAACAGGAUCCUCCGGUCCUCUCUCACUGCUUGCAUAGCCCUCGGGGAACAGGCCCGGAGGCGUGAGGAAAGGCGCCUUCAGGAGGCCGCGCAAGAUAAGAAGAUGGAGGGGCUGAUUCGCAAGAACUCUGAAGCGAUGAAGCAUGCUGCGCAGCUGGAGGAGGCCCUCCGGGAGGCGAAGGCGGUGGCGGAGAAGGCCAAGGCUGACGGCAUAGCCGAGGGCAAGGCAGAGGCCGAGAGGGCUGCUGCCGAGGCGGCGAAGAAAGCUGCCGAUGAAGCCCAAACCGCCAAGGAGGGAGCUGUGGCCGAGGCCCGAGGGGAGGCAGUUGCUGAGUUCCUCGCCGAGGGCUGGAGGACCGAGGGCCACAAGGAGUGGGUGGCCUCCGUGGUGGCAGCCUCGGUGGAUGCUUGGGUAGAAGGCCCCGGGGUUGACUGGCUGACAGAUAGGGGCGACGCCUACUACCAGGGGGGUGAGUUCUUUACCCAGCACCUGAUUUACCGGAGGCUCGUCAGGCACUUUGGCGUGUCCCUCGACCAAUUCGACCCCUCAGCAUACGGCCUCCCUCCAUUGCAACCAGAAGUGAGAGUUCCCCUCCCCCCGGGCGAAGAGCGGCCGACAAUAUACGAUUCUGUGAUGAUGGGGGGUGAUGGGGGCGGAGCCGUCGGUGGUGAUGCUGUUGGGGAAGAAGUCUCCUCCAAGGCCGCCGUAGAAGAUGCCACCGGAGAUAAUGAUGUUGAAGUCACAGUGAAGAUCUGUACUUAGUCAAUUUUUGAAAAAUCUUUGUAAUGAACAUUUGUCACCCCUCGGCUUUGGCCAUACUCUGUAACAAAUACAUUUGAAUCCCUUCUUUUUGUUGGAUGAAUGAUCGCCUUCGGGCUUUG
Molecule: messenger RNA, 1842 nt
Organism: Cuscuta europaea
Lineage: Eukaryota; Viridiplantae; Streptophyta; Magnoliopsida; Solanales; Convolvulaceae
Source: the annotation of a GenBank genome assembly